This is a messenger RNA of Ostrea edulis (European flat oyster), 978 nucleotides long. Its product is annotated as integumentary mucin C.1-like. The transcript is spliced from 2 exons. Lineage: Eukaryota; Metazoa; Mollusca; Bivalvia; Ostreida; Ostreidae. Bases 1 to 978 code for a protein of 325 amino acids. The record is from RefSeq and is a predicted model, not a curated record.
AUGUUCAGUGAGAUACCUUCGGAAACUCCUCUGUCAACAGUUGUUAUGGUAUCUAACGCACUGACUACACGUACUGUGCCAACAGCGAGAAAAACUACAACAUCUAAACACACGAUAUCAAGUCCAAACUCAAGGACAACUUCAACUUCAAAUACUUUACCAUCACCUCAUGCCACAGAGUUAACUUCCUCUCCCCCCACCCCGAGUAACACGACACGUGGAGAGUCUGCUACCACACAACCAACAUGGGUCACAGUGCAAAAUGAAACAAAUAUCGACGAAUACAACUCAACAAUCAAACAAACAAUCAGGAUAUCGAACACGUCAGCUGAAGCCUCGGAUAACGACACGAAAGUUACACAAACACCAAAGCUUUCAAAAAUGACUACCUCGUAUAUUUCAUUACGAAAUUCCUCAAUCAAAGCAGUUUUUCGAGUAACAACAAAAUCGUCCAAUAUCGAUAAGGAUAUGGACAGAAAUAUCGAUACAGAUAUGGACAGAAAUAUCAAUACAGAUGUGGACAGAAAUAUCAAUACAAAUGUGGACACAAAUAUCGAUACAGACACAGACAUCGAUGCAGGUGCACAUUUUAAUUCCUCUUCAAAGCUGUCUCUAGACGAUGCGACACACCCUGCAAUAUCAACAUACAUAUUAUCAAAGGAGUUUUUAGAAACAACUACAUCAUUAACGCGACUUAAACCGAUGGAAACUACGAAAGAAAUAACAAAAUCCACAGAUGAAUUCUACGAUAAAGCUGAACUUAAUAAAGGAGACAAUGAAGGACUGGAUGAAAAAUACAUUAUUGUGAUUGGCAUUUUCUCAACAACCGCCAUCAUAGCACUGAUCGUCAGUGUGCUGUGUGUCAUCGCAUGGAGGAAGAGAAGAAGGAGGAGGCGAGAAAAUGAUCAAAAAGAUGUCGAAUAUAAGUUGGUAAAUAAAGAAAAGCUACAGAUUCCCUCCGAUGAUCGGUUUCUGUAG